Eleginops maclovinus (Patagonian blennie) is the source of this 1688-nucleotide messenger RNA. RefSeq names its product general transcription factor II-I repeat domain-containing protein 2A-like. The record is from RefSeq and is a predicted model, not a curated record. The transcript is spliced from 2 exons. NCBI's taxonomy places the organism in Eukaryota, Metazoa, Chordata, Actinopteri, Perciformes, Eleginopidae. The coding region runs from base 94 to 1575 and encodes 493 amino acids.
UCUCAGAAAGCUACCGAAGCCUCGUUCAGAGCAACAGAACACCUGAUAAAGAAGAAGAAGGCAUUUACAGAUGGAGACCUUUUCAAGGAAACGAUGAUGAUAGUUCUGAACACUGUGCUUAAAGACGAGAAAUAUGGGAAGGAAGUGCUCUCUUCUGUAGCUGAUGUUCAAAUGGGGGCAAGCACAAUGGUCAGGAGAGUGACAGCAAUGUCCGACAACUUGACUGAUCAGCUGGACCAGGAUCUCAGGGAGUGCAGGUGGUUCAGCAUCCAAUGUGAUGAGUCCAUCGACAGCAGCAGCACGGCGCAGCUGAUGAUGUUUGUUCGGAUGGUGUUUCAAGAUUUCUCUACAAAAGAGGAACUUCUCACACUACUCCCCCUAAAAACCAGCACAAGGGGGGUUGAUAUCUACAACGCGGUGAAGGAGUUUUUCAACAACAGAAACAUACCACUGGAAAAGCUGGUGUCGAUUACCACCGAUGGGGCUCCUGCGAUGACCGGACGGCAUGCAGGGUUCAUCGCGCUCUGUAAAAGCGACCCAGCGUUCCCGAAAUUCGUACAGUACCACUGCAUCAUUCACCAGCAGGCCUUAUGUGCAAAGGUGAUCGGCUUCGAGCACGUAAUGACUCCUGUUGUGAGGAUCAUAAACAGCAUCCGUUCCAAAGCUAAACAACACCGAAGUUUCAAGGUGAUGUUGGCGGAGCUGUCGGCUGAAUAUGGGGACCUGCUUCUCCACACGGACAUCCGAUGGCUCAGCAGAGGACGGAUUCUGCUCCGGUUUUUGUCGCUGUUGAGGGAGAUCAAAGAUUUUAUGAAAUCUAGAGACGAAGACACAUCGCUGCUGGAGGACGUUGCGUGGCUACUAGACCUGGCAUUUCUGACGGACAUUACUGGAAAACUGAACAAUCUGAACUGUGCGCUGCAAGGCAAAGGUAAGACUGUUGCCGACAUGAUCAGUGCUUUAAAUGCGUUUAAAGCACAGAUGAGCAUUUUCUCUGCGCAUUUACAGAGAAAAAAGGUGCUGCACUUCCCCUCUUUGCAGAUGGUGCUGAACGACAAUACCUCUGCGUCUGAGAUUUUUGGCAACGCUGCCGAAAAAUACACUCAAGUCAUAAACAGGGUUGGGCAAGAGUUUGAGAAUAGGUUUUGUGACAUUGAUAAACUUGAGCCAUGUGUGUCGUUCGUUUCGAAUCCAUUUAUAAACGUGGACACAACGUCCAUUGCUGAGCAACUAAGUGCAAUGUUCAGCUUGGAUGCUGGGCAGGUGGAAAUAGAAAUAGUGACACUGCAGAAUGACAUUCGCCUCAAAGCCCACCAGGCUGCAGCAAACUUUUGGGGCCUUGUUGAUACUGAAAAGUACAGUGGUCUGUGCACAGCAGCAAUGAAGGUUGCCAGUCUGUUUGGGUCUACCUAUCUUUGUGAAUCAGCCUUUUCUGACAUGAAUUUCAUAAAAAACGAACACAGAACACGGCUCACUGAUGCACAUCUGCAAGACUCACUCAGACUUGCAGUGUCAAAUUACAGCCCAGAUUACGAGGCCCUGGUUGCCAGCAUGCAAUGCCAGGCUUCCCAUUAAAACUUAUGAAAGAUUGUGAUGGAUUAAAUAGGCCUAUAAAUACUUUUGUUUAAUGUUAUGUUGUUCUGUUUGAUGGUGAUUACAGUGAAAUAGAAAUAAAGUGCUGAUUUUGA